Molecule: messenger RNA, 928 nt
Organism: Fimicolochytrium jonesii
Lineage: Eukaryota; Fungi; Chytridiomycota; Chytridiomycetes; Spizellomycetales; Powellomycetaceae
Exons: 1
Source: RefSeq, a predicted model, not a curated record
CGUGUCAAAAUUUCUUUUCGAUGACUCUCAAACGCGUCGCGCGUGAUAACGUGACUCUCCCACAUCUGUUGCAUGCGGCCUGUCCCGGCCGUCACGGCGUCAUCCUGUGCUAUUCGGAACAAGUAGGAGCUUAAUUGCUCCUAAGACGCGGAGAGAACCGGGGCGAUUUUGGCCAACCUGAGAAGCGGAGGGAACCGGGGGAUUUUGGUCCUAAGAACGUCGUAAAAACGAAAAGUGCUCAUGAUGAACGGGAACUUGUUCUCGUGGGAAAAAACAUAAAAGGAGAGCGGGGCUUGCGUCCCCUCCUGCUUCUUUGACUUUGUAAACUGUGCGCUUCUGCCUUCCUUGACCCUUCUGUCCCGUAUUCAACCGUCCUGCCAUCGAAGUCGACCGACACAGUCGCGGACACAUCGCUACUACCUUCGCGUCAAGUCCCUCUCAUACAAACAUUCACAAGGUAUGUUCACCCACAACCAACCAACCCACUGGGCAUCUCCUUCCCUCUUCCUUGACGUUGGGCUCGUUGAGCACUCGAAAGAGUGCGGUGCGUCGGGUUCGACAUCGCGUGGGAAAAACACGUUUGUGGGGGAAGUGGGCAGCAAAUGCGCCCUCGUGACUCAUUUCCUCGUGGGGAAAAGAAAAAGACGCGUCUGGUCGCUGGAUUAUGGCUGUGCCCGAAUGCCUUCCAAAGAGAGGGGAGAGGGGGAACAGCAAAGAAGGAAUCCACAAGGAAGGAGGAUGGGAGGAGGCGGCGCACAUAUGAGUUGGAUGGUGGUUAUCGGAUUGUGUUUUGGCACGAGCGUCCGAUUGUUUGGCUGUUUGACGCGACGGUAUCCGAAAGGGGCGCAUUUCUUGAAUUAUUUUUGGGAGCGCGCUUCAUAUGAUAGCCGGCGGGAGGCAUAUAAACGCCGGUGCACUUCAUCCUACC